AUGAUUGCACCGGUAAGCCUGGUGCGUUCCAGUCUGGAUUUUGUUAGAGUGUCAACGGAGGACAAAGUGAAAAGCCUAUGUGCCAGUGGGUCCUCGAGUGCCAACGCAUCAAAUUCUGCUCGAAGGACAUAUCAGCGCGUCGUAAAGCCACAGCCGCCGUUAUCUACCAGUCGGAGUAAGGGACGAAAUAAUGGGUCGGCUGGAAAUACAGUACGAAAUAACAUGAUUGAGCUCGGAGAUGUACAGACACUGCCUGAGGAUGUAACGAAAAGUAUGACGAGCACUGCAAGAGGUUCAGCGCUUUCAUCCAGAAAUGUUACGAAGAAUGCUAGAAAUAAUUCGUCGGAUUUGGAUCUUCCGUCCAGCAAGGCAGUGAAAAGUGCUGCGACUAAUCCAGUGGGUUCGUCAACGGGAAGAUCAGUGAUAAACUGCAAGAAUCAGUCGGUGCGUCCAAUAAUUCGUGUUGGGGCGGUAACGAGCAGUAUCGUGAACAAACCAGCAGGCUCGACAGUUUCAUCCAGAAGAGUAACAGAAAGCACCACACCCAGUCCUGUGGCUCUGUCAGCUUCAACAGAAAGUUCAGUGAACUCCAAGAAUAAGCCAGUGCAACCGAUAAUUCGUGUCGGGGCGAUGGAGAACAGUGUCAUAAACAAAUCAGCAGCUCCAUCCGGAAGGGUAGCAGGAAGUACCACAGCUAAUCCGAUGGGCUCAUCAGUUUCAGCACAAAGAUCGGUAAGCUCCACGAAUAGGCCGGUGAUUCGCGUCGCUUCCGUGAAUAAUCCAGUAGGAUCGUCAGCUUCUUCGAAGGGAGUUGUGGAGAAGAGCACCACCGAAAAUCGGCGCAGUUCGUCGGUUUCAUGCAAGCGAGUGGUGGAGAGCGGCACGACUAAUCCAGUGGGUUCGGCAGUUUCAUCAGGCAGGUCAGUGAAGAACUCCACGAGUAAGCCGGCGAGCUCGAUAACUUGUGUCGGGACAGCAGCAAAAAAUGCGACGAACAGCCCAGUAGGUUCGGCAGCUGCAUCCAAGAGAGCUACAGCUAAGCCUGCCAAUUCAGUGGUCUCAGCCGGAAGAGUAACGGAAAAUGUUAGGACCAGUCAAGUGGAUUCGGCAGCUUCAUUCGAGAGAGUAAGGGAAGAGAGUGUAGACAGUCCAGCGCGUUUGGCGCUUUCUGCGGGAAGUUCGGCAGUUCCAGCUGGAAGAGUAACAAGAAGCAUUGCCAACAAUCCAGCGGACGCGACGGUUUUGUCGGGAAGAGUAAUGGAAAACGCAGCAAAAAGUGCAGCAAAUGUGUCGGCCUCCUCCCAACGAACAACCAGGCGCACCUCAAAUGAGCCGGCGCAUUUGCCCGCUUCGUCUGAGAGGGGCAGAAAUCGAAGUGUUCUUCAGGACGCCAGUUCGCAGGAAGCGGACGCUGCAGGUGCAGCAGGUCGUCCACACACAGGCAGCACGCAGGAUUGCAAUGGCACUGUUGCAGUGCUUAAGCGAAAAACUUGUGAAAAUGAAGUUAGUAAGGCCAAGAAGCCACGAAAUGGCGGCGGCAGAAUCGACAUAAUUGUUCUCAGUGAUGAUGAGGAUAACGGCGGUAGUGUGGGAACGGAUGUCGGGAACAAAGAUAUGACUGCGGUUGUCAACAACGACGAUCUAAUUACUUCUAUUGAAGAUGCGGGCAUACCUGCUCAUGAACUCAUUAUGGCUGCCGAAAAAGAGAUACUUCUGGUAUGUUUCUGUAAAUAUAAUCUCUCAGGUCUAUUUGAAAUGGCUGCAUGGUAUAUGGAAGUUACGAUUUAUCGUCUGUCUGAGGCAUUCCAAAAUGUCUGUGUAUGCGCAUGCUUGUAUUUGUGUAUUUUUAUGGUGUGCGUGCGUAUGUGUUCGAUUUGUCUGGGGGCUUUAAACUCAAGAACCAGAAAAAGCUAG
Molecule: messenger RNA, 1914 nt
Organism: Gongylonema pulchrum
Lineage: Eukaryota; Metazoa; Nematoda; Chromadorea; Rhabditida; Gongylonematidae
Source: the annotation of a GenBank genome assembly